AUGGGAAAAGAUUACUUGAUACAAAUACUUUUCCCUGAUGCAUACCACAAAUCACAAAAUGACGAAAAAUGGUUUGAGGGAUAUGAUGAAAAUAAAGUUUUUGUAUUUGAUGAUUUUUAUAAUCACAACAUGGAAUUUUCGACUCUAUUAACGUUAAUCGAUAACAAACCACACACU
This is a messenger RNA of Racocetra persica, 177 nucleotides long. NCBI's taxonomy places the organism in Eukaryota, Fungi, Glomeromycota, Glomeromycetes, Diversisporales, Gigasporaceae. The record is from the annotation of a GenBank genome assembly.